UAAAACCUCCAGCAAUCUCACGAGCAGCUUCUGCGAGUUCGCACCGCAGCAGCAAGGGGACGGAGGGAGCAAUCGAUCGGAGGCAAUGGAGAACGGCGGCGGCGACGUUCCGGAGAACGCCAACGACCAUUGCCCGGGGACGCAGUCGGAGUCGGCGGGGAAGGCGGACGCGUGCGCCGGGUGCCCCAACUAGCAGAUCUGCGCCACCGCGCCCAAGGGCCCUGACCCCGAUCUGCUUGCCAUCAUUGAGCGAAUGAAUACCGUGAAACACAAGAUACUGGUACUGUCUGGAAAGGGUGGUGUUGGGAAGAGUACAUUUUCAGCCCAGCUCUCAUUUGCCCUUGCUGAGAUGGACUAUCAAGUUGGACUUCUUGACAUAGACAUUUGCGGUCCUAGCAUCCCAAAAAUGUUAGGCCUUGAAGGCCAGGAUAUCCAUCAAAGCAAUCUUGGUUGGUCUCCGGUGUAUGUUGAGUCCAACCUAGGUGUCAUGUCAAUUGGAUUCAUGCUGCCCAACCCAGAUGAUGCUGUUAUAUGGAGAGGUCCUCGCAAGAAUGGACUCAUCAAACAAUUCUUGAAGGAUGUUGAUUGGGGGGAGAUUGACUAUCUUGUGGUGGAUGCACCUCCAGGAACAUCUGAUGAACAUAUUUCAAUUGUGCAGUACCUCCAGAUCGCAGGAAUUGAUGGGGCAAUCAUUGUGACCACGCCGCAGCAAGUUUCUCUGAUUGACGUGAAGAAGGAGAUAAACUUUUGCAAGAAGGUUGGCGUUCCAGUCUUGGGAGUCGUUGAGAACAUGAGUGGCUUGAGGCAGGCAUUUUCAGAUAUGAAAUUCGUGAAGCCAAGUGAGGUGGGAGAGACAGAUGCCACAGAGUGGGCACUGAAUUAUAUCAAGGAGAAAGCUCCAGAGCUUUUAUCUGUUGUGGCAUGCAGUGAGGUCUUCGAUAGCAGUAAGGGUGGUGCUGAGAAGAUGUGCCAGGAAAUGGAGGUCCCUUUUCUUGGCAAGGUUCCCAUGGAUCCCCAGCUCUGCAAGGCGGCAGAGGAAGGUAGAUCGUGCUUCACCGAUCAAAAAUGCAGUGCAAGUGCUCCCGCUCUUAAAAGCAUAAUCAAGAAGCUGGUCAAGAAGCAGUGAAGAUAUGAUAUGACUCAUGGCCGUGAAGUUAUGCUAAUAGCUUUAGCCAUAUGAGUAACACGCUAUCCUAACUUUGCCAAAAUUUUUUACUUUGGCCAAAUAUUGGCGUGCUGUUUCGUAACUUGGUGGAAACAAAUUCAAUAUCUGUAGAAACAAUUUAGUGCUUGCUCUGCAUUUGCGUUUGAACUUAAAGUCACCUUCAAGUGUGGAGAAUAUUUGUCAAGAUGAUCAAUCUGUUCUGUAUCCUUCUCUGAUCAGAAUCAACUCAUCUACUUCAUCAUCUUUCAUUGGCAUUUUAUACAAGACUUCAAUGUGAUGUAUUGCUAUCAGCUUAUCAUGCAAAUGCAGUGGUCACAAUUUAUGAACUCAGCACUGUCAUACGGGCAUCCAACACCAAUGUCAGCACGCAAAUAUGCAUUUUUAUUUCACAUAGCAGCAGUUGGCAUACUCAGGAAGCAGAAUAUUAUUAUAGCGCCAGGUAGUCAGGUGGUAUCGUGAACACACGCAACAUCAUCAUAUCCGCAAUAACAGCAGGCACUCUCCAUCUAAAUAAACAGGCAUAGGCUCCUUUUACCUAGCUAAACAAUACUAUCUCUGACAUUGUCUAUGCAAGGGUGGGUGGUAUCCAUAUGUAGCCGUGGGUCUGCAUGUACCCAACUUUCUCACUCAGUUCAUCAGCUUCCUUGGGGCCUCGGCUGCCAGGUUGGUAUGGAAUAGCCUUCAGCCUGCCUGCGUCGAUGUCGUGCAACAGGGGCGUGAAGAUCUGCCAAGCAGCCUGAAAAACGGGGAUGAUGGACCAUGUUAGGGAGAAAUGGAAAUGGAAGAAGGGCUCCGAAAUACAAGUCAGGUUUGAGGUUUCUCCUCAGGGCUUUAGAUAUGCAGGGUGAUAAACCUUUAGCUCAUCUCGGCGAACGAAGUGCUGCUGGUCUCCUCUUAUCCUGUAGAAAUAUGGGUACUAAUCAAUGCAUAUGGUCACAAGGCAUAAAAUGUGCCGAAUCGUAUGUGUUGACGAUGAAUUGGAAAAAAAAGGGGAUCUUUUUAAAGAGGGAAAAUUUGAACAAUCAGAAGGAUGAUACGCACGUAUCCAAUAUGAGCCGUUCAUAUGCCUCUGGAAUUUUGACAUUUUGGUAUCGCAUCCCAUAUGAUAGAUCAAGUUCACUCUGCUCAGUGGCCAUCUCUAAUCCAGGUUUCUUGACCUGGAAAAAUUCAUGCACUAGUUAAUAUUGUAUCACAAACACUCAAAAAUGUGAUCAAAUUUCACUGAAGUAGGGAAGUAUUUUUGGAGCCAAGGAGACAAGGAGUAUUAGAUAUUACACAGAUAGCUUAACUUACAGUAAGUUUCAUGUACAUGGCUUCUGAUGGCUGGAGACGUAUGACGAACUCAUUUCUACCUUGCCUUUUACCUU
Molecule: messenger RNA, 2532 nt
Organism: Oryza brachyantha (malo sina)
Lineage: Eukaryota; Viridiplantae; Streptophyta; Magnoliopsida; Poales; Poaceae
Product: cytosolic Fe-S cluster assembly factor NBP35-like
Exons: 3
Coding region: 254-1126 (290 amino acids)
Biological process (GO): iron-sulfur cluster assembly
Cellular component (GO): cytosol
Molecular function (GO): iron-sulfur cluster binding; ATP binding; ATP-dependent FeS chaperone activity
Source: RefSeq, a predicted model, not a curated record